Messenger RNA from Aspergillus neoniger CBS 115656, 474 nucleotides. RefSeq names its product chitin binding peritrophin-A domain-containing protein. The coding region runs from base 1 to 267 and encodes 88 amino acids. Gene Ontology annotation, cellular component: extracellular region. NCBI's taxonomy places the organism in Eukaryota, Fungi, Ascomycota, Eurotiomycetes, Eurotiales, Aspergillaceae. The transcript has a single exon. Gene Ontology annotation, molecular function: chitin binding. The record is from RefSeq and is a predicted model, not a curated record.
AUGCGCUUCACCUACCAAGCUCUCGCUGUCUUCAUCAGCUCCCUCCUGGUCAACAGCGCCGCCGCCCACGCUUGCGAGAGCAGCGCUGUUUGGCCCGAUCCCGCCAACUGCCACAAAUUCUACCAGUGCAACCCUGGCACUGAGCCCGCCCACAAGGAGUGCGGUGCUGGCACUGCCUUCAACCCUAAGAUCAGCGCAUGCGACUACGAGCAGAACGUUCCUUCUUGCUUCAAGGACCCCCACCACCCUCGCCCUUUCCACGCCUAGAUGGCAAAUAUACUUUUCCGACCAAAGUCACUCCUUUGACCGAUAUGUUUUGAGUAUAGGUGUACAGGCUUAUACUGGGACAUUUUAAUUUCUAAUGUAUCUCUAAUUGGGGGGGUCGACUAUAAAAUACUUUGAAAAAGUGGGUGCAUUUGUUAUCGGAUUUGUCUAUCUUGUACUAUCAGUUGAAUGCACUAUGGUCAUCCAAUU